Messenger RNA from Notolabrus celidotus (New Zealand spotty), 1813 nucleotides. RefSeq lists its product as uncharacterized. The record is from RefSeq and is a predicted model, not a curated record. Gene Ontology annotation, molecular function: sequence-specific DNA binding. The transcript has 4 exons. Lineage: Eukaryota; Metazoa; Chordata; Actinopteri; Labriformes; Labridae. Bases 84 to 764 code for a protein of 226 amino acids.
UGCUCUGCUGUGUUCAAGUCUGCGCGCGCAUCCUCCAGCUGCGCACGCAUCCUCCGCACUACCUAACCACCUAACCCGAAAACAUGGUCCGUUGCUGCAAGUUCCCUAACUGCACUAACAAAGAUAAAAGCUACAGUCCGUGCAGCUUCCACAGACUCCCGCUCUCUGACCCGAAGAGGCGCCGCCUGUGGCUGCUGGCUCUGCAGAUAGACCCCGCGACCCCCCUGCAGAAGCUCCGGGUCGCGGACUUCCGCGUCUGCAGCGACCACUUCGACAAGAGUGACUUUCAACAGGGCGGAAAAAACACAGCCACCUACCUCAUAUAUACAGCUGUGCCCAGAGAAAUCAAACCCGAGUUGGAAGAUAACUGGGAAGUGACGGGCAAACCUGCACAGGUUAGAAGCACAGGCAUUCAAGUCCCAGAGACCGGCACUACCAGGCAGAGCAGACCGCCCCUGCAGCACAUCGUGGACGAGGAAGCCAUCCUGCAGCUGAUGAAAACGUGCCCCAUGUGCAACAGAAAGUGCCGCAGCAACAAAUACGUGCGUGGUCCUUACUUCACCGUCUACCAGAGCUGCUAUUUCUGCCAUUACCAACGCAGGUGGGGGAGCCAGCCCGGAGCAGCAAACCUCAAAGUUCAGAAGCCGAUCGAGAAGAAAGUGAAGCCCAAGAAGAACGUGUGUGAGAAAACAAAGGCUCAGUCAUCGCAGAUUAAGAAGAAGAAGACGGUUUCAGAAUCUUCAGAGUCUCAUGAUCGAGCCUGAGGAGGAUUCAGUUCGUAUGUUUUGGUGGUUUUUAACUUUUCAGUGGAGAGUACUGUUCAGUGGCGUCAGCCCAAAGUGAGAACAGUCUUAUUAGGAGCCUCAAUCAGGAAGCACUACUUACAGUAACAUCUCAAUAACUCAGAGGAUUGUGAAAGAGUUUAAAAGUUCAACUUUCGGUCAGUUUUAGGGAAGUUAAAAUUAAAUAUAUUCAAGAAGUGUCAAGUGUUUUUCUAUUUUAAUUGAGAAGCAUAUCUCAAAAUAUAAGAAUAUUAAAUAUCUCUUGAGUAAAUCACGCCCACAGCGCCAUAACUACCACCACAUGUUUGAUAUCACUGAGCUUUGAUUGGCCUCAGAUAUUAAACUUUACAUUUCAAAAAUAUAAUAAAAAUGAACACAAUGCUCUAAUGUGCUGAGAUGCUCCUGUAUACGCAGAUAUAUCAACAUAGGAACCAGAUGUGCAUGAGUCUUACAUGAUGCCGCCUUCCUGUUGGCCUCGUGUCGUCUUCGCCCCGGUGAGGUUUGUGCGAUACGUCGAGACCUCUGCGUGGUCUUCGUCCUGGCUGGAGAUGGUCUGGAGGUUUGGGAGACGUCGCUCAGUAAGGCGUCUCUGUACUGCUGCUCCUACACAUGGACACGAAAACAAAGCAGGAGGACAUCCGAUGUUUGAAGUUUGGACCAACAGAUACUCAUUUUAUUUUAUGAUGAGAGCGGUUUACUGAAGACACUUUUCUGGAGGACACAAAGCUUCUGACUUACGGCUUCCUGAGCUUUGAAGCGUGCCUUGUCCAGAUCUGCCCGUUCUUUGUCUUCAUAUCUUUUCAGCUCCUUCUCGUACGCCUUAUUCUGCAGGUACUGAAAGAGAGUUUCAUUUACUUUACAUGGACGUGACAUGAAAGAUAGAAACAAAAACAAAAGGAACCUUUAUUUUUCUAAGAUGGGAAUCAUUUGUGCCAGAACACUACUGACAAAGAUGUUGAUGCAUCUUGAUUUUGUAUUUGCUUGUUGAAAAUGUUUCAACCUUUAAUAAAAGGAAACCUGUCCCUUUGCCA